CAAGGGUUGUAAUUGAUCCAACAAGUAUCCAUGUCGAGAAAGUGCCAGAAAACAAAGACCAGACUUCAGCUGAUGUUGGGCCAGAUAAAGCUGCAGUCAAGAUGACCAUGAUCGAAGUGAAGAGCAAGGAGACACCCAAAGGGGAAAAAGAUUGUGAAGUACAAGAAGUGCAUGCUGAAGUAUCAACAAAAGUGCAGGAUGAAAAGUAUGUUAAGACUGUAAAGAUGACCAGUAAAGAAGUGCCAGAAAGCUUUACAGAUUCCCUGUCUGAACCAAGGUUAGUCCCUUGCGCACUAACGGAGAGACAAGCAACGUAUGCAAAGGACAUUGAGAAGGAAGAAAAGAAUGAGGGGAAGAAGAGGACAACUCAGGAAGAGGAAAGGGAAAAAAUGGUCAAUCUAGGAAAACGAAAUGUUCCACUCCCGAUGGCCAAAACUCCCACCACUGCUGACGUGAGGACAAUGGAUGCAACACAGGUGAACACGGCUGACAAGGUACAAUCUGCAUCACUGCAGGCAGUUCAUACAUCUGGCAUUAUCUGGAGGGAGGUAACCCUGGUGGAAGGCUCACCCUCUCAGGAAAACAAAGCUCAUGCUGCAACGACUGUUAGGAAGCCUGAGAAACUUGUUCUGGAGGAACCAGAAGGAUCCACCAUGAGGAAAGUCUUCACGGAAGUACAGUUACUCUCAGGGACAGGACCUACCAGUCCACUAUCAGAGGGUAAACCACUGGAAGGGGCUCCAGAGGCUCUGAUUUCAUCCACCAGUGAUCUGGAGAACCGUCUGAGCAGGCUGGUGUCUAGAGUCCUUAGCUGCAAGAAUUACCCAGCUGAACUCAGCCCAGCAGCCAUGGCCAAACAGCUGGAGGAAGCUCAGGUGUGAAUCAAAAUGACGCGGU
Messenger RNA from Notothenia coriiceps (black rockcod), 897 nucleotides. RefSeq lists its product as uncharacterized. The transcript has 3 exons. The coding region runs from base 102 to 881 and encodes 259 amino acids. Lineage: Eukaryota; Metazoa; Chordata; Actinopteri; Perciformes; Nototheniidae. The record is from RefSeq and is a predicted model, not a curated record.